GGCAGCGCGGCAGCGGCCCCCGGGCUCCGUCCCCUCGGCUCGGCACGGCUCGGCUCGGCCCCGGCGGCGUGGCCGACACCUGCCGGUGCCCGCCCCGUCCCCCGGCCAUUGGCUGCGGCUCCGCGCCCGCCCCGCGCCCGCCCCCGGCCCCGCGCCCAUAUCAGCGGGCGCGGCGGCGCCGCGGCACCGGGCUGCAAGAUGCCGCGCUCGUUCCUGGUGAAGAAGCACUUCUCGGCCAGCAAGAAGCCCAACUACAGCGAGCUGGAGAGCCAGGCCGUUCUGGCCGCCCCGCUGCUGUACGAGACGUGCCCGCUGCCCGUCAUCCCCCCGCCCGAGGUGCUGGGGCCCGGAGCCUACUACCCUCCGCUGGUGUGGGACGCGGGGCUGCUGUCCAGCCUGUUCCCGGGCGGCCCGGGCAGCGAGGCCGCGGGCGGCGCGGCCCCCGCCCUGGACCUGACGGCGCUCUCCAGCGAGGACGAUGAAGGCAAGAGCUCGGGGCCGCCCAGCCCGGCCUCGGCCCCCGCCGCCGCCGAGCGCUUCCGCUGUGCCCAGUGCGCCAAGGCGUACUCCACCUUCGCCGGGCUCUCCAAGCACAAGCAAUUGCACUGCGACGCCCAGGCCAGGAAAUCCUUCAGCUGCAAGUACUGCGAGAAGGAGUACGUGAGCCUGGGGGCUCUCAAGAUGCACAUCCGGAGCCACACGCUGCCCUGCGUCUGCAAGAUGUGCGGGAAGGCGUUCUCGCGGCCCUGGCUGCUGCAGGGCCACAUCCGGACGCACACUGGUGAAAAGCCCUUUUCCUGUACACACUGCAACCGGGCCUUUGCUGACCGCUCUAAUCUCCGCGCCCACCUGCAGACCCAUUCAGAUGUAAAGAAGUACCAGUGCAAAACCUGCUCGCGGACUUUCUCCCGCAUGUCGCUGCUGCACAAGCACGAGGAGACGGGCUGCUCUGGCUCCCGCUGAGGACGCCGCUCCCAGGCCUCUCCCAGCACGAAAACCUGUAUUAUUAUAGUUUCUGUAGGAGUAGUUCCCUCCGUGGCCGUGGCAGCGUGCGCCGGGCUGGACGCUGCUCCUCUGGCCCCCGGGACCCUCACACUCCUCCCUCGGUGCCUCCAGUGCAAUGCAAGAGCCCGACCAUGAAGGUUGGAAGGGACCAUUGGGAUCCUCGAGUCUAACCCCAGCCCUGUGCAGGACGCCCCAGGAACCCCCCGUGUGUGCCCGAGAGCCUCGUCCAAACCUCCUGGAGCCCGGGCUUGGUGCUGUGACCCCUCUCCCGUCCCGGCUGCGGGCUGCCCUGGGCCGGGUGUGUGAGCCGGGGGGCUCGGGGUGCUGCCAGCCCUCCCCCGGCCGGAGGCACCCGGCACCUUGGGGGGCUGGAUUCUGCACCCUCUGCUGUUGAACACUGCCACCAUGUAGCCUGGGGGGCUGGGGUUUGGAUUUUUUAAAAUUUUUUUAUUUUUUUGGUAACACCAUAACCACUUGGUAACUUUUAAGAACCAGUAUUUUUUUAAUGAAGGACGAGACACUCCCCCCGUACCCCGAGUGUAUAUUCCCCGCCUGUAGAAGGUGUAACUAUGCAAUAAUACAGUAUCCCAGUAGUUGUGAAGCAGCUGCUUCUCCCCAGCACAAUGACAAUUUGCAAUGCCUGCGAGAUUAACAGUGUCCAUGAAAGGCAGGGGUAGCCAUUUCAAACCCCAGCCCUGUUUACAGAGCAGCUAUGCACUCAAGCACCUGUUAAUAUGACUCUUAACAACUGCUUUUCAAGAGAACUGUGACUAAUAGCAGGCACUUGUCAGCUGAUACAAUGGUGGCCUGUCCCAAGGCCGGCCAUCGACAGGUGUGUGCCAAAAGCCCUAUUUAUGGCUAUUGACAGGUGCCUCCUGAAUGCAUCUUUCUUUGGACAUUGUUUUCAUGGAAUCAUUACAAAGAGGAUGUUUACAUUUCAAAGGUACACUGGUAUUUAUAUUUUUGUGCCACAGUUUUGUACUGAUGAAACUUUUUAUAUAAUGAUAUACAAUUUAUUGAUAUUCAAUAAAAUCGUUAAUUUAUAA
Passer domesticus (house sparrow) is the source of this 2051-nucleotide messenger RNA. RefSeq names its product snail family transcriptional repressor 1 (gene SNAI1). The record is from RefSeq and is a predicted model, not a curated record. Gene Ontology annotation, molecular function: DNA-binding transcription factor activity, RNA polymerase II-specific; RNA polymerase II cis-regulatory region sequence-specific DNA binding. Gene Ontology annotation, biological process: regulation of DNA-templated transcription. The transcript is spliced from 3 exons. Lineage: Eukaryota; Metazoa; Chordata; Aves; Passeriformes; Passeridae. Bases 199 to 963 code for a protein of 254 amino acids.